UAUCAACCCGCUGUGUCAUUGAUGAUACACAAGCUAUGAUUUGAAAGAACAACUGAAGUCGGCUGUGGUGAAAUUAUCUUGAGGCAGGUUGUUUUUGCAGCACCCGUCAAGUCAUCACCAUGGUGAAUCCCAGUGUCAUUCGAUUGAGGGGGACGUUGCGUGCUUUGCAAUCAAGAAUUUACUAUCCAACCGUGCCUCGGCUUCUCACACAACAGCAGAGACAUUACCGAUCCUCUGCUCCGAACUUCGACGACCGACGACCACAGUCUUUCAAAAACCAGCUAUAUGAGAGUACGCAACAACGGUUGAAGCGUGAGCGCGCCGAGCAGGAUCGUUACGCACAGUUUCAGACCCAGUCACAGGGGGGUCGCUAUGCAGCCUUGAUGUUUGCACUGGUGUUUUUCUCUACUGGGGCCUAUUUCCUAGGAUCUUUGAAACCUCCAAGUCUUCCAACCUCAUCAACGACGAACCUCUUCGAAUUAGAAUCACUGCAACACGAUGUUUCUCAGUCGAAUCUCCAGGCUGCAUGGGCUGACUUUGUUGACAUAUUGGGGAAGGAGAACGUUUCCACGGAAAACGGGGACUUAGAGAUGCAUUCAGGAUCGGACUGGUCCUCUUACACUCGGAAGGAAAGCGAGAAGCCGUUCCUUAUCCUCUAUCCAUCAACCACUGAAGAUGUUUCUCGAAUCAUGAAAGUUUGUCAUCGGCGAGUAAUCCCAGUAACACCAUACUCAGGUGGUACCAGUCUGGAGGGGCAUUUUGCGCCCACGCGUGGCGGCGUGUGUAUCGACUUCCGUCGCAUGGAUCGCAUUUUGGCACUUCAUAAAGAAGACCUUGAUGUAGUGGUGCAGCCUGCUCUUGGGUGGGAAGAGCUAAAUGAACGGAUCUCGCAAGAUGGUCUAUUUUUCCCGCCUGACCCUGGCCCUGGUGCUAUGAUAGGUGGCAUGGUAGGCACUGGCUGUUCAGGGACGAAUGCCUACAGGUACGGUACAAUGCGGGAAUGGGUCCUCUCUCUGACUGUAGUUCUUGCGGAUGGCACAAUAAUCAAAACAAGACAGCGUCCACGGAAGUCAAGUGCCGGCUACGAUCUCACCAGGCUCUUCAUUGGGAGUGAAGGAACCCUUGGGCUUGUGACUGAGGCCACACUGAAAUUGACAGUUAAACCCAAGAGCCAGAGCGUUGCUGUUGCAAGUUUUCCGACAAUACAGAAUGCCGCACAAUGUGUGACACGUGUGGUGGAGGAUGGCAUCCCAGUCGCUGGAGUCGAAAUACUCGACGAUGUGCAAAUGAAAUGUAUCAAUGACAGUGAAACAACUAGCCGGCGAUGGAAAGAAUCGCCGACCUUGUUCUUCAAGUUUACGGGAACACCCAUGGGUGUCAAGGAGCAGGUAAGUAUGGUACAGAAGAUCGUUUCUUCUAAUGCAGGCCGAUCGUUCGAGUUUGCGCGCAGUGAUGAUGAGAUGCAAGAAUUGUGGGGUGCCCGAAAACAAGCUCUCUGGAGCGUGAUGUCUAUGAGGCGAGGCCCUGAGGAUCACGUUUGGACGACUGAUGUGGCUGUACCCAUGAGCAAGUUGCCCGACAUCAUUGAAGCAACGAAGGAAGAUAUGACCCAAAGCCGGCUGUUGGCGGGGAUUUGUGGUCACGUCGGCGAUGGAAAUUUUCACGCCAUCAUUUUGUUCAAUGAAAAUGAGAGGAAAACUGCGGAAGCUGUUGUUCAUCGAAUGGUGAAGCGGGCAGUAGAAAUGGAAGGCACUGUAACGGGCGAACACGGUGUUGGCCUCAUUAAGCGUGAUUACCUCGAACAUGAAGUGGGGGAGUCUACGGUGGAUGCGAUGCGGCGGUUAAAACUAGCCUUUGACCCACUUUGCUUGCUGAACUGCGACAAAGUCGUUCGAGUUGAACAGCCAAUGCCGGAAGAGCUUAAAAAAUGGUAAUAGUAUUCAACUGUAUGCGAUGGAGGACAAGCUGUGUUGGGAAAAGGGGGGGAGAGGCGCGUGGGGAACAGAAGAGAAGCCAGCCAUGUAACGGUCAUAAUAUGUAGUUAAUCUACAUCUAAACGGAUGAAGGAGAGAAGGGGGAAGCAAAUAAGCCCUACCAAAC
Aspergillus alliaceus is the source of this 2100-nucleotide messenger RNA. RefSeq names its product FAD-binding oxidoreductase. Gene Ontology annotation, cellular component: mitochondrion. Gene Ontology annotation, biological process: lactate catabolic process. The record is from RefSeq and is a predicted model, not a curated record. NCBI's taxonomy places the organism in Eukaryota, Fungi, Ascomycota, Eurotiomycetes, Eurotiales, Aspergillaceae. Gene Ontology annotation, molecular function: FAD binding; D-lactate dehydrogenase (NAD+) activity; D-lactate dehydrogenase (cytochrome) activity. The transcript has 4 exons. Bases 120 to 1934 code for a protein of 604 amino acids.